Messenger RNA from Seminavis robusta, 1888 nucleotides. The record is from the annotation of a GenBank genome assembly. Lineage: Eukaryota; Bacillariophyta; Bacillariophyceae; Naviculales; Naviculaceae.
CAGUGUCAUUGGGAUGGAACAAUUUCUUUGAAUUCUUUGAAAACCGGAUUCUGUUUCCCCUUGUGUGUCGUUUGUGGAUUGAUGAUUGAUGAUGCAAUUUCGAUGUCAACAAUGCAAUGAUGAUUGUAUCAAGAAUGUAUUCUGUUCUGAAAUGAUACGAGUACAUGUACGACGUCCACCGUGCACAAGCGUAGUUUGGCUCAGUAAGAAGAACAGUGGAUGGAUACUCCACUCUUUAUCAGAGUUCUGUUUUCUGAUUAUGCAAGCGAGGAGAAUCUAUACCUCAUUGUUAGAGGAACGAGCCAGAGUGAUGAGAACACUGAAGGCCUUUUCGGAACAGAAUUGUUGGCAUCAUGCGCCUUCAAAGCUGCCAUCAUCAAAGAUUUGUAAGGAAAAUAAGGUCGCCUUGUGCAUUCGUGAUUGGUAGUCACGGACUGACUCAGUGAUGGCUUUGGCUUGCCUUGGUGGCAAGUCCAAAAAGAAAACAACGCAAAAAAGAGCAAUGACGAGGCAACCAUGAUGAUUCAGAGAGGAACUUCCACAAGUCACAGCUUUUCUUGCAGGAACCACCCAUAUCAUAGAUAUCGGUAGCCCUGGAAGCAAAGGUACCUUACUACACUCUAACUUGACGACAACAUGGUGCGGCUUUCUUUUGCUUUCUUGCUACUCUCAGCUAUUCAGGCGGGAGCCUUUGUGCCCUCUCAGUCAUCCACCAAGUCAGCCACAACACUCCAGGCAAACUUUUUCGAGCAACUCACCAAACCAUCCACUCCCAAGGUGGCCGUCCCGGAAGAUUUUGUCAUUCCCGAACCACGGCCACUCGCCAUUGCCGAAGGGACCGAUAUUGGCAAGUUCUUGUCGGCUGCGGCAGCAUUGGCCGCUCGCCUUGGCACCGGUGCAUUUGUUCUGGGAUGGCAGAUUGAUGACUUGAAUUACCAAGGAGAGGGAUAUUCCUUGAAACUCGGACCCCUUAGUCUGCGAGAUUCCAGCUCCAUCUUGACAGAGGCUCCACGACCCGACAAACCACUCAUUUUGUACGCCUACGAUGCGUCACCCUACUGUAAGAUUGUACGAGAAACACUCAAUCUGCUCGAUUUGACCUUUGAAUAUCGACCUUGUCCCGGGGCCAGACAGGGCAAAUUCUCGCAAGAAAUGCUUCAAAAGACAGGACGACAAACCGUUCCCUUCCUCGUGGACCCCAACACCAAUGUGGAACUGUUUGAAUCCGCCGACAUUAUCAACUACCUCGUGGAAACCUACGGUCCAUCCCCCGAUUCCUUUGAUCGCAAGGCAUUAUGGCCCAUUACCACGCAAGGAUUCGCCGUGGGGACAGCCACCACGGCCGCCAUUCUCUUGGACAUGCCGGGAGCCCGGCGACAGGCCAAUGCUCGACCCGACAAUGAAGAUAUGCAGUCUCUCGAAGUAUGGGCAUACGAAUGCAGUCCCUUUUGUCGUCCCGUUUUUGACAAGCUGUGUAGUUUGAGCUUGCCGCAUCGAGUUGUCAGCUGUUCACGAGGAUCGGCCAACCGGGACAAGCUCUUCCAAAAGACGGGGCGAUUCCAGGUGCCCUACUUGGUGGACCCGAAUACUGGAGUGGAGAUGUACGAAAGCAAUGCAAUUGUGGAUUAUCUGGAGAAGACGUACACUGUAUAGUUUCGUAACGUUACAUGUAAAGUAGUGGAGCGUGUUUCUCUGUAUGCAUCUUCGUUUGUAGGACGAGAACGAUGCACAUUCCAAUCAGAUGCACACAGUUAGUUGAAAGCAAGGCAUGCUGGCUACUUCCGGUAUGGUAAAUGGUACCGUUUUGACCCGGAAAAUUUUGCGUCAUUGGAGGGGGAGGUGGUUUAUUUUAAAAUCCACAUAGUAGCCGAUAGCCCAGACUGAUUGA